GCCCUCGCCCGUAUCUCUCUUUCUCUUGGCAUGCCUCGACCGUUCAGUCCGCAUCCAGCACGGCGGGCCAGCCCUACCGUGCAGCCAGUGAGUGUGGUUUGUUGUUGGAGCACUCUCUCCUUUCACGAGUGUGUGCGUUUUUUUUUAUUCUUCCUCCCGUUUUUCACCCUUCCCGGGACUGCACCCUUGGCCACUGUGCAGGGAGGCAAGAUAGUGCGGAGUUUAUCUGCAAACCUUUUGCGCCCGUCCAGUCCGGCCCUGGGCACACGGUGCGUUUUCUUUGCGUUUUUGGUUUGUAUUUUUUUUUCGGGGCGGACACUCUACAAUCAGCCAAUUUACUGCUGCGUGCCAUAAUUGCGUGACACUUGCGCGGAGAGGAAGAUAUUCUGUCCCUCCUGUGACGGAGCGCGGGCCGGUCCGGAGCUCCUGUUUUUGCUGGCUGGGCACGUUCCUCCGCUCCGAUGGCACCAAGGAACCAAGAAGCAAUGAGUGAGUAAUACACGCGUACGUGUGUGUCCGACAACGAGAAGCAAUUUAUCAACACCAAAAACAAACCCCACACCAUGGACAACCCGUUCGAUCUGCACGACAAAGAGUCCGCCACGUCCGGUGCCUUCCUGCUCCCGACGGACAGCGAAAUCCUCGAGGGCUUCCUGUGCCCCGUGUGCAAGCGCGAUCUGCGCACGCCGGAGCGGCUCACCGUGCACGUCGAGCACGAGCAUUCCGAGGAGCAGGAUCUGCUGAAAUCGCUGAGGGAAAUCUUCAGCCUCGCCCGGCAGGGCAUACUGAAGGGCGGCAAGCGGAAGCCGGCGGGCCAGCAGGGCAACCAGCAGCAGGGGGCGGAGGGUAGCGAACCGUCGCCGCCGUCCCGAUACGGGGCCGAGUCGGGCGUGGCGGUGGGCAGCGCCGGUGCGGCCAACAAUCCGCUGCUGCAGCCGGGCAGCCAGCAGCCGGCCGGCUGCACCUGCGAGCACAUGGCGUACUUCCGGGCGGUGCGCAGCCCCCGGCUCGAGCGGUACGCGGCCGAAACGAACAAGCUGAUCAUCCGGCUGGACAAGCUGCUGGACGGGCUGCCGGCCGACCCGGACGGCAGGAAGCGGCACGAGCAGAGCAAGGUGCCGUGGAUCGACGGCAAGCUGGUGAAGCUCUGCCCGACCUGUGCGCGCGGCUUCGGGCUGACGCGCCGCCAGCACCACUGCCGCGUGUGCGGCUCGGUCAUGUGCGACGGCUGCUCGCGCUUCCUCACGCUGGAGGAGGCGGGCCGGCUGGUCAACCCGACCGUGGCCAGCCCGGCCGGGGGCGCUCCCGCCGCCGAGCCGGACCAGCCGGGCGAGUCGAGCCACUUCCGGGUGUGCGAGCACUGCAUGCGCCUGCUGCUGGUGCGGAUGGAGAUGCAGGACUGGCGGCGGGAGCGGCCACUGCUGCGCCAGUACUACGAGGCGCUGGAGCGCGAGCGCACCGACAUCGAGCCGCACAUCGGCAUGUACCGGCGCAUCCUGGACAGCCUGUACGAGGGCGACGUCAUCUACCGGCUGUCGGACGCGUCGGCGCUGCGGGAACGGAUUGGCCGGUCGGCGGAGAAGCUGGACGGCGUGAGCAAGAGCCUGCAGACGCUGCCGACGGCGCCGGGCAGCCGGGAGGAGGCGCUCAAGAAGGCGAUCCGGCUCGGCUGCAUCGCGUACAUCAAGGAGCGGAUGCUGUCGAUCCCGCCCCUGCCGGUAGAGGACGAGAUCAAGCGCAUCCAGGCCCGCAAGCGGACGGACACGGAGCGGCGGCUGGAGCGGGAGCGGCAGCUCGCGCUCGAAGCGUUCGAGCGGCUCGAGCUGCAGGCGGGCGGUGGUGCCGAGCCCGGCACCGACCGGCAGAACGGCAGCUCGUCCAGCUCGAGCACCGCCUCGACCGCCGAGAUGACGAACGGGCGGUACGGGGCGGCCGUCUCGACGAUGGACAACUGGAGCGGCACGCAGGCGCACGGGACCGGCGGCACCUCCGAUCCGCUGAUCGACCAGAUUAACAUCGUGAAGGGGUACAUCCGGCAGGCGCGGGCCGCCCUGCGCUUCGAGGAGGUCGCCACGCUCGAGCGCAAUCUGAGCGAGCUGACGCAGGAGUUUUACCACCGGCAGCGGCAGGACACGGACACCAAGCAGCCGGAAGCUUCGUAAACGAGGACACUGGAAGGUGUCCUUCGGGAGAACCAUAUAGUCAGGUGCUUUAAAGGAAAGCAAAGUGAUUACGGAACGGCACACCGAGUGCUGUUUAUUUAUUCCAUUAAAACAAGUUUAAAAAAAAAAGACCCAGUCCCGUCGUGGCUCAGCUGGCAAAUCAGUCUCGCGCGACAUUAGCAAGGGUUUAUGCUCCGUACCCAUACGCAGUGACUGCGACUGUGUCCUGCUACAUGAGUACACACCACCAACACGUCACUGAGAUAGCCAAGCCCAUCGUGUCGCUUAGGCCAGAGGCACACUGCACACCGACCGAGGUUGUUGUUGCCCCAAAUAGGAAGAAGAAGAAGAAGAAUAAAUUGAAUAUAUUAUUAUUAUUAUUAUUAUUUAAC
Anopheles merus is the source of this 2554-nucleotide messenger RNA. It is a transcript of the gene Rbsn-5, whose product is annotated as rabenosyn-5. Bases 564 to 2162 code for a protein of 532 amino acids. The transcript is spliced from 3 exons. NCBI's taxonomy places the organism in Eukaryota, Metazoa, Arthropoda, Insecta, Diptera, Culicidae. Gene Ontology annotation, molecular function: metal ion binding. The record is from RefSeq and is a predicted model, not a curated record.